Molecule: messenger RNA, 519 nt
Organism: Endocarpon pusillum Z07020
Lineage: Eukaryota; Fungi; Ascomycota; Eurotiomycetes; Verrucariales; Verrucariaceae
Exons: 1
Coding region: 1-519 (172 amino acids)
Source: RefSeq, a predicted model, not a curated record
AUGGACACCACCUGUCUUCCGAUAUCUUCUUCGGAUUCAUUCAAUGAAGAUGGGAUUGAUGGCGCAAUUGAGGGUUUGGGAAAGUUGGAUAUUGGGGCCGGUGGUUCUACCUGUGAUUUUGACCCUGAGAUAGAAGACGAUCCAGAAGACGAUCUAGAAGACGAGGCAGAAGACGAUUCGGACAAUGACACUAGUCCGCCAUUCACUACCUUCGAAGCAAGUCAUCCAUGGCUUUUCAAACUAUUAAGACGAUCAUGUCCAAUCUUUACAGGCCCUGAAGCCGCUAUGGAUAGGCUAAACACAGUGAAGCCUGCGAGAUUCUACCGCGUCUGUGAUGAACAGACCUUCACCAAGUUCAACAGUGAAAAAGGCUUCGUCAACGAAGCCUUCGCCGGAUUGCCAUCAUGGUACUUUAUCGAUGCGGGCGCAGUCGUCAAACACAUCAAUUGGGAGACGGACCCCAACCCCUUCAUUACUCGCUUCAUCUCCAUGUGUUCUACCGAAGAUAAAACGAGAUAG